AACUUUUUUUAAAAAAUGGCAAAACGUGGAAGAAAGCGAAAGGUCUCGAAAGACGAGGAAAAUACCACUCCAGAACCCGAAAUGAAGAAAAAAGCCGAUGAAAAAGUGGUUGAAUUGGAUGAAAAAGAUUGGAUGCCAUCUGCGGCUUUAGAGUUUUUCGAAAAUGAAAACUUUAAGGAAAUUGUCGAAAACCUAUCUCAUCUGGAUAACAGUGUAACCCUGGUGGGCCCAUUCCGUAAACUACGUGGAGAAUCGGAUGCUGAUGGAACUGAUCUGAUAAUGCUUGAUCGAGAGAUGACUGAUCUACCAGAAAUGCAGACAUUUAUGAAGUGUAGCCACGGACGAUACGCAUUCUGGAGGGAUAAGCCCAACGACAAGAAGCCAGUGAUUGUUUUUAUGGAUUUGAAAACAAUUCCUGAUUUGUCAGUUGUUGGAAAUGAAAUCAGACAUGCGAUUCUUGAUUUUUGUACGAGAUGCUCGAAAUGUAUAGACUGCUCAGCGAAGAGUAAAGCUGCAAAUUCAAAGAUUCAAAGCUUCUUCACACCUUCUAAGAUUUCCAGUGAAGUUAAAGAAGUUUUGAAACAUCGUGAAAAGACCACAGUUCGUGGAAUAUCAGGUCCUGGAAUGCUAAUUGAUGUGGUCCCGACUGGAAAUUCGGGAAAGAAGAAUAAAAAGAAUGAGAGAACUGGAUAUCGCGAUUUGUCGAAAAAUGCUUACUGUAUCAACAUUGAGCACCUUGUGAGAUCUCUAAGACUGUGUCAAACUAAAGAACAAGAAGAGAAAGUGCUGGAUUUUGUAUAUGGAUUAAUGAACGAAAUCAACAUUUGCAAUGAUGAAGGUGACUUUGGAAAUGGCCUCGAACUCGGUCACAUUCUAUUUUUGGCAAAUAUGAAAGCGGUAGCCGACCCAAUGAUGAUAACUCUUCACAUAGCCUACAAGAAUCUCCAUCGUCCCGAUUUCGCGAAAAUACUCGAUCUCACACUCAGCCUCCGUGAUCAACAAGAAGAAGCUACCUAAAUUGAGCCGCUGUCAAAUCAUGAUAAUUCUGUGAAAUUUCAAAAUCUCAGGUUUUCCUGGCAUAUCUCAUCUUCCCGAUCUACAAACAAUCUAAAUUCUUUUUUUUUAAUCUAAAACUUUCAAUUUGCUCUGUUUAUCUGUAUAAUUUUGAUGAUUUUUGUUUUGUUGAAAAACUUUAUUUUAAACUUUUAUGAAAAUUAAAUUGU
Caenorhabditis elegans is the source of this 1223-nucleotide messenger RNA. It is a transcript of the gene JC8.7, whose product is annotated as Zinc finger, CCHC-type. The record is from RefSeq and is marked reviewed. Gene Ontology annotation, molecular function: histone binding. Lineage: Eukaryota; Metazoa; Nematoda; Chromadorea; Rhabditida; Rhabditidae. Gene Ontology annotation, biological process: DNA damage response. Bases 16 to 1017 code for a protein of 333 amino acids. Gene Ontology annotation, cellular component: chromosome; nucleus. The transcript is spliced from 4 exons.